AUGUCUCAAACCCCAAAAACAAAGGACUCACAAACAAAAACCGUCAAGUCUGAGACUAGGCUCACUUUUGGUGUUGAGAUCGAAUAUCUCUUGGCAACAGUUCCCCCUGUCAUCCCUGAUCCUCAUCCAGAUGAUCCUCGUGAGAAGGAUGGAAAGAAACUCGAAUCGAUAGACGAAACUAAUGUAGACAUCUCCAAAACUUUAAAGGCAGCUGGUGUCCCUGUAUCAAUUCUUUGGGAGGAACUUCGAGAUGGCAACACAUCAGAUGAGGAUCUUCUUGCCAAAUGGAUAUUGCAAUAUGAUAUCAGCGUUUUACCUAUAAAUAAGAAAGUCCACCAUAAUUACCAAGAGCUUGGCAUGGAAAUCUCAUCUCCGCCAUACUACUACGACGAAGCUUCAAGAGAAGCCAUUCGAACGGUUGUUAAAGUUCUGAGAAAUAAUUAUCUGGUCCGCUCUGAUCCAAGUACAGGUUUACAUGUUCACGUAGGUAAUGAGCAUGAUGGAUUCAUGUUCCCUGUUCUCCGCAACCUCGUCGCAAUCCUAUAUACCUACGAACGACAAAUCCGACUACUUCUCCCCGCCGACCGUGUGCAAACUAAUCAGCGAAGAUGGUGUCUCCCUUUAAGCUCAAGCAGAUUCUGCGGGCAAUAUCCAGAGCUCUCUCGUCGAGAGGUCCUGGAUCAUAUCCUGGAGCAUCAGAACUAUGAUGGACUUAUCGUAGACAUGAGCUCGGCCAUCGGCGUCGAACGUCUCGGUUUUAAUUUAUUGAACUUGAGGCUUCCGUAUGCGGACAACCGUACCAUUGAAUUUCGUCUUCAGCAGGGGAUGCUGGAUCCCGAUGCUAUACUUCAUUGGGUACAUGUCUGUGUGAAACUUGUUGAAAAAGCAUGCCUUGUCAAAAAUCAAGAUGAGUUUGUAGAGCAGUUGAGGAGAGAUGUGGAGAAGCCGAUUGGGUUUGGCGAGGGAUUGCAGUAUGAUUGA
Messenger RNA from Sclerotinia borealis F-4128, 981 nucleotides. Lineage: Eukaryota; Fungi; Ascomycota; Leotiomycetes; Helotiales; Sclerotiniaceae. The record is from the annotation of a GenBank genome assembly.